Molecule: messenger RNA, 2553 nt
Organism: Fusarium falciforme
Lineage: Eukaryota; Fungi; Ascomycota; Sordariomycetes; Hypocreales; Nectriaceae
Exons: 2
Coding region: 1-2553 (850 amino acids)
Cellular component (GO): cytoplasm
Molecular function (GO): protein kinase binding
Source: RefSeq, a predicted model, not a curated record
AUGGAUUCAGAAGACGGAGAACUGUUCAUAAAGCAACUUGCCAGCUUCGUGCGGACGCAUGAAAAGGCUCUCGCCAACGCCCUUCAGUUGCAACGCCGUCAAACUCGGCACAAAUCCUCUCAGAGCACUGGCUCUGCCGCCGCCCUCUCCCAGACCUCAACCUCCCUCCCCGAUCGACCCGCCACCUCCUCAUCCACUUCGAGUUCACUCGCCGCCGCCUUGUCGCUGGGCGCCCUCAGCUUCACUUCCCAUAAUGUUAAAUCGGCAAAGUUGGCGCUCACCCCUCACCACCUAUUCUACCUCCUCUCGCGUUUCGAAGAGCUCAACAUCAAUGUUGGCCCUAUGAAGGUCCGGCUAGAAAACCUCCACGACAGCUCAUCCUCCGCCAACUAUGUCUCGUUCCUCAGCAACACCCAACGGUCGAGAAGCAAGGGUUCCGAUAUCGAUUCCAUUCAUUCGGUAUCGAGUAUGCGCAGCGUCAUGUCUGGCAUGUCUGCCUUGUGGGCCAGCUUUGGCAUCGGUGCCAGCAUCUCUGCUGCCCGCACUGAGCGCCAGAAGGCUGCCCUGGAAGCCGACAUGAAGUACCUUUACUCUGCGUUUACCAAGAUCCCCUGCCUUAAGCUGGCACCGGAUUGGCGUGCUCGCCUGAUCCGUGGCUACGAGGAGUUCCCUUUUGACUCAGCCGUCCCUCUAUACGCUUUCAAGAAUCUCCAGGCCCUCGAGGUCAACAGCAUCGACUUUCGACAGUUUUUCGGUUGGGAUCGUCUGGCCGAUCAGCUGCGGUCGUUGACGCUCAAGCGUGCUGGCGUCGAGGACCCUGCGGACAUUCUGAUUGAGAUCGUAUUGGAUGACAUGGAUAAGCGUCGGAGACGGGUUUCCAAAUCACAGUCAUCACCUACCUCCGCCUGGGCAGGGAGCAGCAGCCCUCGACGAAGCGGUGUCCUCGCUGGCCAUCCAGAGCUUCAUCGGGCUGCUUCUGCACCGAGCUCCCCUGGUCAUCAUGUUGACAUGAGGAUUGGUUCCAUGACGCCCAGCGAACAUGCUGUGGAAGAAGGCAGCCGAAGGCAGUCUUUGAGCAGAGAGGACCAGGAGGAUUCCUCCAAGCCUCAACACAAGGAGGCUCGUCCCCGAAGCAACUCACCUCCUCGACCUGCUAGUUCUCGGACUCAGUCCCAUCACGUUCGUGGUGGACAUCACCGUAUGAGGCGAUCUGGAUCUGGUAGCUCUCAUUCCAGCCUCUCGGAUUCAUGGGGUGGUCACCAUCACGCCCGUGGUAGCUCGGGCAACCUACUUGCGAUGGGCAUCCUUCCCGCCUCCAAAUGGCGAUUCCUGAGACACUUGAGCUUGGCGGAAAACUCCAUGACCUCCAUUCCUCACAACAGCCUCGCGCCCCUCUCCAAUACACUCUACUCUCUUGACCUCUCAGCCAACCUCUUCAGUCAGGUCCCGGACAGCCUGGCCACCCUCACUGCUCUUCGAGCCCUCAACUUGUCGCAUUGCAUGAUCGACUCGCUUCAGUCGCUCACUCGCAACCCCCUCCCCGCCAUCACAGCCUUGAACCUCAGAGCCAACAGACUUCAGUGUCUGGCUGGUGUUGAGAAGUUGUUCCCCCUUGAGCGACUUGAUCUGCGAGAGAACCGUCUGGUUGAUCCCAUGGAGCUCGCGAGACUCACUGGUAUCCCCGACAUUCAUGAGAUUUGGGUUGAAGGCAACCCCUUCACACGCACGCACAAGGAUUACCGUGUCACCAUCUUCAAUCUCUUCCGCAAGACCCCGGGAUACACGGAGGAUGUCAUCAUUGAUGGCAGCGGACCCAGUUAUGCCGAAAAGCGUAUGCUGGUCGAACGCCCUCCCAUCCCCGAGUCCGUCCCCGUGGUCAAGCCACAGGCUCCUGAGGUGCCCACUGUUGAUGUGAGCAAGCCUGCUAUCAUCUACAAUCCUCCCAAGGAGCCUACUGUUCUCCGAAAAGAGCGGCCUGCUCCCAAGGCUGUCAUGAGCGAGAUCAACACAAGUUCGACACGUCGGCGGAAGACGCCCAAGAGGCGUAUCGUUGACCUUGCCACGUCUGAUACACUCCCCUCUCCCGCCCCUGUUGACGUGCACGUGGCGAAGCCAGCUGUCAGACAGCCCAAGGCGCCAGUCACAAACGAUGGGAACUAUCGAAUCUCCCAAGAGCCUGAGACUCAAUUGUUGCCUCCGGUGGUACUCUCCACCCACUCGGGCGCUGUGAGCGCCCCUGAAGUCCCCCGAAUCGAUACCAGUGUAGUACCAAACAUUUCCACUGUCUACUCCACCGACGACGACCGCGCGGAUUGGAAAGAGCCCCAGGAUUGGGAUGCCAGCGGAGAGAUGUAUCGCCAGAAGAUUGAGGCCUUGCGGAAUAAGGUCGGAAACGGCUACCUUUCAGUCCUGAGCGAGGAGAGCUGGGGCUCCAGCCGUCCGGCAGAGUAUUCAUCUCCUGGUAUCCCAUCUGCCCCUGUCAUGCGCACCGCUCAUACUCCAAUUCAUCUUCCCCAAGCGCAGGCCAUUCACAGUGGCCGAACCUUGGGCUAG